CACUGCUCUGCAACAAUUAAAACAUCGGGGUGUUAUCAGCACUCUUCUCAUCCUAAGCCAAAACACAGCAUUCCACCAGCUACUAGGAAGAAAAUUAAUUCUGUUCUAACUGAAACCAGGACAGAACCUCAUGGCUGGAAGCAGCUAUGUGGCACUGAAGAGGAAGGGCUGAAGCAAUCUUGAGCAGUAUAGCGAGAGGCUGGAGGCACUGCUGUAUAAAACCCAGCACCUCCAGCGUUCCUCACCGUGGCCGUCUCACACCUCUGCUUUGCUCCCGGCGUGCCGAGAUCCCCACCGUCCUCCAGACAUGAGGGUGCUCUGCGUGGUCUUUGCCGUGCUCCUGCUUUUCUCCAUGGCCGCGCCGGGGUACGGGCAGAAGAAGGGCUUUUGCGCAGGGUACUGCUCCUACUCGUGUGCCAAAACGGAUGAGUGGACGUUCCACCAGACCUGCGGGAAGAUGUACUGCUGCAUCCCCCCUCCCAAAAAGGGAAAAUGAUUGCAACGGAGAUCCCAGCGCUGUGUUCAUUGCGUGCCGGAGACGGUUUCGUUGCUUUGAAGUAAAUGUGGCCAAAAGUGA
Messenger RNA from Anas platyrhynchos (mallard), 577 nucleotides. NCBI's taxonomy places the organism in Eukaryota, Metazoa, Chordata, Aves, Anseriformes, Anatidae. The record is from RefSeq and is a predicted model, not a curated record.